UCACCCAAAAUAUCUCAAUCACCCUCACACACAAAUAUUACUCACCACAUUCUACUCUUUAUAUCUCAGAGUAGAGCUUUGGAAAUGCUUAGAGUUGAUAGAAUGAUGCCUAGUAAUGAUUUUUUCAUCUGGGUUCCUCUGCUUUUCCUCUGUUCUUCUCUGUUGCUUCUUAAAUCCAUAAGAAAAGAGGCAAAACCCAACAACAAGCUUCUUCCUCCAUCCCCUCCCAAGCUUCCUUUGUUGGGCCAUUUGCACCUCCUUGGCUCCCUCCCUCAUCGCUCUCUCUCUCAGCUUUCAAAAAAAUAUGGCCCCGUCAUGCUCCUCCAACUCGGCUCUGUCCCAACCAUCGUUAUCUCCUCUGCCGCCGCUGCAAAAGAGUUGUUUAAGUUCCACGAUCUUGCUUCUUGCAGCCGCCCUCGCUUAACGGGUAGUGGAAGACUUUCAUACAACUUCUUGGAUCUAAAUCUAUCACCGUACGGUGAACGUUGGAGGGAACUACGGAAGAUUUGUACGCUUCAGCUCUUCACUGCUCGGCGGGUUCAAUCUUUUUGGGAAAUUAGAGAAGAGGAAGUGGGGCGCCUUGUAAACUCCAUCGCUCAAUCCUCUUCUUCUUCAUCUCCAAUUGAUCUGAGUGACAAAUUGUAUUCUCUCACUGCAAAUAUAACAACAAGAGUUGCUUUUGGCAGCAUCUUCAGCGGGGGAAAGCUAGAUGAUGAAUACUUUCAACAUGUUAUCAGGAGAGCAGUUGCAGCAAUUGGAAGCUUCUCGAUGACCGAUUUCAUUCCUACUUUCGGUUGGAUUAUUGAUCGGUUAAAUGGUGUUCAUGGGAGGCUGGAGAAGAGCUUUGCUGAAAUGGAUGCCUUUUUUCAACAUAUAGUCGACGAUCGUAGAAACUUCAAGAAGACGUCUAAGAAUGAAGAAAACAUUGUUGAUGUUUUGUUGAGAAUGGAAAGGGAAAGCUCUGAAGUAACCCAAGAUUGCAUCAAAGCACUUAUCAUGGAUAUAUUUCUAGCGGGAGUAGAAACAGGGGCAACCACCAUUGUUUGGACGAUGACAGAGCUAGUUAGGAACCCAAGAGUGAUGAAGAAACUCCAAGACGAGAUUAGAAGUUGCAUAAAAGAAGAUUUAGUGAAAGAGAUCGACUUGGAAAAACUUGAGUAUCUAAAAAUGGUAGUGAAAGAGACAUUCAGAUUGCAUCCACCGAUCCCACUUCUACUUCCAAGAGAAACCAUAUCCCCUUUGAAGCUCAACGGUUACGAUGUCGAUUCCAAGGUUCAUCUUCACAUCAAUGUUUGGGCUAUCGGACGAGAUCCACAAUCUUGGACUGACCCAGAAGAGUUCUUUCCCGAGAGGUUUAUAGGAAGCAAUAUCGAUUAUAAAGGACAGAACUUCGAGUUAAUACCUUUUGGAAGCGGGCGAAGAAUUUGCCUUGGGAUGAAUAUGGCAACCCUUACGGUGGAGUUGGCACUGGCUAACUUGUUGCUGUCCUUUGAUUGGAAACUGCCCAAUGGAAUGAAAGAAGAAGAUGUUGAUAUGGAAGAGGUCGAUGGUCUUUCGGCUGCCAAGAAAUCACCCCUUAGGCUUAUUCCAGUCCCCUACUUUUAGCUAAUUUUAAGUUUGGAGUUUAUGGUUGUCCAAUGGAAUUAAAGUACUCAAAU
Messenger RNA from Cucurbita maxima (winter squash), 1658 nucleotides. Its product is annotated as cytochrome P450 71B26-like. The transcript has 2 exons. The record is from RefSeq and is a predicted model, not a curated record. The coding region runs from base 85 to 1605 and encodes 506 amino acids. Lineage: Eukaryota; Viridiplantae; Streptophyta; Magnoliopsida; Cucurbitales; Cucurbitaceae. Gene Ontology annotation, molecular function: iron ion binding; monooxygenase activity; oxidoreductase activity, acting on paired donors, with incorporation or reduction of molecular oxygen.